AUGAUGGUGACAAAUAACACGACACAGCAAGAAAUCUUUCUGUUCAAAGAUGGGUACGAUAUUCCCGUUUACGGCUUGGCUAAUGGAAUGUUUUACUACAUACACAUAUCCGCAAGCGCUUGCUUAAUCGCGAGCAUUAUCUGUGCCCAGGCUACCCUCUUUCUGUCCUUUAAGAGUCACAGGGCUGGCGAGUUUUUCACUAAGUGGUCUAAAGGAGAGAGGCUUGUUGUCUACAUUUCAAUUUGCGAUGGAAUUUUCAGUGCAUUUCACUUGAUGGACCAUCUACAGAUGCUGUUCACGUUGGACCACGUGCGACCAAAAGCGCUGUGUGCAUUUUACGGAUUUACCAUGAUGGUCUUCUUUGUUGCCCAGAUUCUCAUCGUUAAUGUCGUCGCAAACAACGUCUUCCUCUUGGUGUUUCUUGGCAAGAAUAUUUCGUUCGGCAAGUAUGACAGUGGUUUGCUGAUCUGGGCGUUUGGGAUCCCCAUCCUUGGAGCAACGGUUGCAGCCAUGUACGACCAGUUUGGGCCAAUGGGCCUUGCAUGCUUUUACGACGCUAUCAAGCGCCACGUAGCAAUUAUGGUCUUCACUACUGUCAUAGUGGCAGUGAUCCUGGUAACCAACAUCGUGCUCUACAUACUCAGUUUCAUCAGGAUUCGCAGCGAUACAAUGAUCCGCAAGCAAAUCAUCGGCACAAAUGCCAGCGCUAUACUCGGUGUUGUGUGUGGGCAGAAAUGCGGAGUGGUAUCACCAGUCACCUAUGCCACCUUUCCCCACACAGACAAGAGGCUCCAGCAGACAGUCCCUACAGUUUACAGCAAAAGCUUCCAUCUUUGUGCUUACUAUAAGUUCAUACUUGUUUGA
Molecule: messenger RNA, 864 nt
Organism: Mya arenaria
Lineage: Eukaryota; Metazoa; Mollusca; Bivalvia; Myida; Myidae
Exons: 3
Coding region: 1-864 (287 amino acids)
Biological process (GO): adenylate cyclase-activating G protein-coupled receptor signaling pathway
Cellular component (GO): plasma membrane
Molecular function (GO): G protein-coupled receptor activity
Source: RefSeq, a predicted model, not a curated record